Ilex paraguariensis (yerba mate) is the source of this 195-nucleotide messenger RNA. The record is from the annotation of a GenBank genome assembly. Lineage: Eukaryota; Viridiplantae; Streptophyta; Magnoliopsida; Aquifoliales; Aquifoliaceae.
AUGCUUAGGGAGUCGGAGCUUUGUCGCUCUUCUGUGCUCUGGCUCCAUUGCCCUUUUGGUAGAGCUCUUUCUUGCCGAGUGCUUCCUCCAAACAUAGAUAAGAAACCUUUGAAGGAAUUUCGAGCCUGCAAAGCUGCUAAGGGUAUAUCCACCUGUUCUCUUGCUGAAGAGACUUCGGUUUGGGGGUUCCCCUAA